This is a messenger RNA of Nymphaea colorata (pocket water lily), 2798 nucleotides long. RefSeq names its product probable pre-mRNA-splicing factor ATP-dependent RNA helicase DEAH2. Gene Ontology annotation, molecular function: RNA helicase activity; ATP binding; RNA binding. The record is from RefSeq and is a predicted model, not a curated record. The transcript has 7 exons. NCBI's taxonomy places the organism in Eukaryota, Viridiplantae, Streptophyta, Magnoliopsida, Nymphaeales, Nymphaeaceae. Gene Ontology annotation, cellular component: intracellular anatomical structure. Bases 250 to 2412 code for a protein of 720 amino acids.
CCCCGUUCCCGUCUCUCUUUUAGAAAACGAGAGAAGAAGAAUCCAGAAAGUUGGAGCAAACAAAACCCUAGUUUUGUUUGGUGGCCGAGGUUUUUAGGGCAUCUAAUCGGAGGAGUUGCAGAGGUUCAUCCUCUCUCUCUCUCUCUUAGUGUAGGGUUUGAGUAGGAUCGUUGGGGGUCCUGGUUCUAUCCUUUCCGGUCUGUGGCAAUCUUGGUUUCCUCUUGCGUCCUUUCGGGUGUUGGUUUGGCGAUGGCGACGGAGAGGAAGCGCAAGGUGAGCCUUUUCGAUGUCGUGGACGAUAGCGUCUCGGGGAAGAUCUCGAAGGUUAACGGAUCGGCGCCCCGCCCCUCGUCGUCGGUGAACAGGUGGACGGGGCGGCCGUUCUCGGCGCGUUACUACGAGAUCCUCGAUAAGAGAAAGACGCUUCCGGUAUGGCAGCAGAAGCAGGAGUUUCUCGACGCGCUGGAGAAGAACCAGACGCUCGUCCUGGUGGGGGAGACCGGUAGUGGAAAGACGACGCAGAUCCCCCAGUUCGUCGUUGAAGCUGGUUACACGAGCAACCGUAAGCAGAUUGCUUGUACUCAACCUCGUAGAGUGGCUGCAAUGUCUGUGUCACGCCGAGUUGCAGAGGAGAUGGAUGUUACAAUAGGCGAAGAAGUUGGUUAUAGCAUCCGAUUUGAGGAUUGUAGUGGUCCUAAGACUAUUCUAAAGUACUUGACUGAUGGUAUGCUUUUGAGAGAAGCAAUGACGGACCCACUUCUGGAGCGUUAUCGAAUAAUAAUUUUAGACGAGGCACAUGAGAGGACCUUGGCAACAGAUGUGCUAUUUGGCCUUCUUAAGGAAGUCCUGAAAAACAGAGCUGACUUGAAGCUUGUUGUUAUGAGUGCAACACUUGAAGCAGAAAAAUUUCAGGGAUAUUUUAAUGGAGCACCACUCAUGAAAGUACCUGGAAGAUUGCAUCCUGUGGAGAUUUUCUAUACCCAGGAGCCUGAGAGAGAUUAUCUGGAUGCAGCAAUUAGGACUUGUGUGCAGAUACACAUGUGUGAAUCUAUUGGGGACAUUCUUGUGUUCUUGACAGGAGAGGAAGAAAUUGAAGACGCUUGCAGGAGACUCAACAAGGAGAUCAACAACCUGGGUGACCAGGUUGGGCCAGUGAAAGUUGUUCCCCUGUAUUCUACGUUACCUCCUGCAAUGCAGCAGAAGAUCUUUGAGCCUGCCCCACCAGCACUGAAAGAAGGAGGUCCUCCUGGAAGGAAGAUUGUUGUGUCAACUAACAUUGCUGAAACGUCUCUAACAAUUGAUGGGAUUGUGUAUGUCAUUGAUCCUGGGUUUGCAAAACAGAAAGUUUACAACCCACGGGUACGUGUAGAAUCUCUCUUGGUUUCUCCCAUAUCAAAGGCUAGUGCACACCAAAGGGCAGGCCGUGCUGGAAGAACACAGCCUGGGAAAUGCUUUAGACUUUACACAGAAAGGAGUUUUCAGGAUGAUCUUCAGCCACAGACGUAUCCAGAGAUCCUUCGCUCUAACCUGGCUAAUGUUGUACUUACUUUGAAGAAACUGGGCAUUGAUGAUUUGGUUCACUUUGAUUUUAUGGACCCCCCUGCCCCUGAAACUUUGAUGCGAGCUUUAGAGCUUUUGAAUUACUUGGGUGCACUAGAUGAUGAGGGGAACCUGACGAAGUUGGGUGAGAUUAUGAGUGAAUUUCCUCUGGAUCCUCAGAUGUCAAAGAUGCUUGUUGUUAGUCCUGAGUUCAAUUGUUCAAACGAAAUCCUCUCAAUUUCUGCCAUGCUUUCAGUCCCAAAUUGCUUUAUCCGGCCUAGGGAUGCUCAGAAGGCAGCAGAUGAAGCGAAAGCUCGGUUUGGCCACACGGAUGGAGAUCACCUUACCCUACUGAAUGUCUACCAUGCUUACAAGCAAAACGAUGAAGAUUCAACAUGGUGUUAUGAGAAUUUCAUCAAUCAUAGAGCAAUGAAGGCAGCUGAUAAUGUAAGACAACAGCUGGUGCGUAUCAUGGCCAGAUACAGCCUCAAGUUAUGCAGCACAGAUUUUAACAGCCGGGACUACUAUGUCAACAUACGGAAGGCAAUGCUGGCUGGGUACUUUAUGCAGGUUGCUCACCUUGAACGAACUGGUCAUUAUUUGACUGUGAAGGAUAAUCAGGUGGUUCAUUUGCAUCCUUCAAUUUGCCUUGACCACAAGCCGGAAUGGGUUAUAUACAAUGAGUAUGUUUUGACCAGUAGAAAUUUCAUUCGUACGGUCACUGACAUUCGUGGUGAAUGGUUGAUCGACAUUGCACCUCAUUACUAUGACCUUGCCAACUUCCCCAAAUGUGAAGCGAAGCGCGUUCUGGAAAAGUUGUACGUUAAGCGGGAGAAGGAGAAAGCAGAAGCCAAAAAUCGGAACAAGGUUUAGCUGUAGUGGCCAUGUUUGUAGCUGCUUCCAUCUACCGAGGGUCCGGGUCCGGGUCCGGCUGGACAGUUUCAAAACUGGUCUUGCCCAUGGUCUCCUCGUAAUGUGGUUGAAGGGGAUGAUGGACAUGAGUGAUUAUUUCAGCAAUUCAUCAAACAACCAGGGUGUUCGUAGGUGCCACAACAGCUUCUUUCAUCUGCAAGGCGCUAAGCAAUCCUUUCCGGCAAGUUAUUUUGUACUACUUUGAGAGAUGCAGUCAGAAAAUUGUGCUGUAAUCCACAGAAUAUAGGCGGGACCCUUUUUUUCUUUUUUCCUUCUGAUCCUUCCUGGUUACACAUAAUCUGUUUAUAUUCGACUUGUGCGCCUUUAUUAGCUUUUAUUAAUUUUAA